GGAUUCAGAGCGUGGGAUUUGUACGAAGAUGCAGGCACAGCUGGCGUGUGUGCUUCUCCUCUGUUUGACGUGUGGCGUAUUAUGUUCAGAUGUUGACCAGGAACAGCGGGCAAUAGAGGAGGAGCUGUUGAACAGUCUCUUCACUUCAAAGAUGAAACAGAGCAAGCAGGGCGCCCCCUACUGGCGUGUGUCCCUGGUGAAUGUGUGCAGGAUGGUGAACAGCCUGAUGAACAGCCUGUCGUGGAGAGAACAGGAGGAGUAUAACUCUGAGGAGGAGCUGUGGGAGAGACUGGCCUCCCUUCCUGAGCCCCUGGACAAGCUUCUAGACCUACAGCAGAUCUGCAGAGUGCUGCAGCCCCGAGAGGUGAGGGACACCCAUGACUCACGAGAGAACUUAGACGCCGAUCAAAACAGUGACAACCCGCUCAAAAGGAAAUCACCGUAUAUUUUUAAGAGGCAGGUGAAAAACACCAAAGCUCGGAGGCCGUACAUAUUGAAGCGGAGUACAUUGUACUGA
Salvelinus namaycush (lake trout) is the source of this 517-nucleotide messenger RNA. Its product is annotated as neurotensin/neuromedin N-like. Gene Ontology annotation, cellular component: extracellular region. The transcript is spliced from 4 exons. Bases 29 to 517 code for a protein of 162 amino acids. NCBI's taxonomy places the organism in Eukaryota, Metazoa, Chordata, Actinopteri, Salmoniformes, Salmonidae. Gene Ontology annotation, molecular function: neuropeptide hormone activity. The record is from RefSeq and is a predicted model, not a curated record.